UACACGAGAGCGGUGGAGCGGCUCACUUGGUUACCUGGAUGAGAAACGGACACCUGUUACCUGCUCUGGUUCACCACAGGUAUCACUUUUCAGCUUGGUUCUCAGAACAACAAAGAACCAAGGCCAGAUGCUCUUCAUGACUCACGUCAGGUCAGACUGGUGAAUGUACAAAGGAUUAAAAAAUUUUAAUUAACUCGAAGGCCGCCGGAGUGUUACCAAGCCACAGAUUGAGCAUGCUUCAGGUGGUUUGAACCACAGAUAUGGGGUCAAGAAGAUCUUACUUGCAGACUUUAUCAGUGGUGGCUCUUUUUUGUCUUGUCUGGACUGUUGAUGGGAGAAUGCCAGAAGUGCGGGGAAAGGUCAACGGCGAGGCGGAGUUGACUUGCAGCGUCGGUCCAUCUUACUCAGCUGUUGUUUCAUCUGGCUCACUGCACGUGGUUGAAUGGGUACGACAAGGGCUCGACGUCCCCGUGCUGAUGAAGUUUGGAUCCUAUGCACCUCGAGUCCAUCCGCAAUAUGAAGGGCGGGUUUCUUUGUUGGACAUCAGCACUUUAAGGUUGGAAAGUCUAAAACUAGAGGACCAGGGCCCGUACGAGUGCCGGAUCCUUUUGUUAGAUAAACCCACAGAGGAGCUUCGGAACGGCACAUGGAUUCUGCUUUCUGUUAUUGCGGCCCCUAGCUUCACCAAAACCCCGCCUCCUCUCCUGGAGAGUGUGGUCGGAGGUCACCUCUCUCUUACCUGUGUUGCCGUUGGCAACCCUGUUCCAACCAUCACCUGGUUGAAGGAUGGAAGUGUGAUUCAAAGAGGGAAUGAUCAGAAAGAAGGCUUAUCUCUGACAGCAGUGAACGCGCACUCAGCUGGACAGUAUACCUGUCACGCUUCCAACUCGGAGGGAAACGCCACUCUCCAAACAAAAGUCAAGAUAAAAGGGCCCCCAGUUAUCGUGGUGCCUCCCAAAAGUAGCUCUCUAAAUGCAUCGCAGGAUGCACUUCUUCACUGUCAGGCUGUGGCUGACCCUUCAAACAUGACCUAUGUGUGGCUGAAAGGAGGAGACAACGUUUACCACCUCGAGUCGUUGAAGUCACGCGUGAAGAUCAUGGUUGAUGGAACCCUCCUCAUUUCGAGACUCAUCCCGGAGGAUUCAGGGAACUACACUUGCGCUCCCACAAAUGGCCUGCUGACACCACCCACUGCCUCUGCUGUCCUCACAGUCAUGCAUCCAGCCCAGGCUCUUGGAAUGCCUCGGGAAACGUAUCUUCCCACAGGCAUGACCGGCAUGAUUAACUGCUCCUUAAUAGCUCAGCCUCCCCUCCUGCGUGUGGAUUGGACCAAGGAUGGAGAGCCACUUGACCUGUCCUUGUAUCCAGGAUGGAGUGUGACACAGGAAGGCAAUUUGCUCAUGGCCACCGUCAAUGACGAUGCAACGGGAGUGUAUACUUGCACCCCGUUCAACAGCUAUGGCAGCAUGGGACGAUCCGGACCGACCCAGGUCAUUCUCCAGGACCCCCCAUCGUUCAUUAUCACUCCGGAGAAGCAGUACAAGCAGAAGGUUGGGAGAACCUUGCUCAUCCCGUGUCAAGGCAACGACGAUGCCACGGUCCAAGUCCGAUGGACUAAGGUUGGCCUGACUCGCCCUCUGGCUUAUUCCGUCACGCCCAACGGCUCACUGUCGCUGCGGCCCCUCACUAAGGACCAUCACGGCAUUUGGGAAUGCAGUGUUUCGAACCGUGUCGCCCUUGUAAAAGCCUUCACUCAAAUCUUUGUCUUGGGAACCAGCCCCCAUGUAGCGACAUCCCUUUCCGUCUCCCCAGGGGUGAAGCGGGCCAACAUCUCCUGGGAAGCGGGCUUUGAUGGCGGUUCAGCACAGACGUUUUCCGUUUGGGUGAAAAAGAUUUCAGCGCGUGCUAAUGAAGGGAAGCACGAGUGGUUCUCGGUGCCCGUCCCUGCUGUCUCCGGCACUGCCUUGGUGGUGACGGGACUUUCUCCUGCCACUGAGUAUCAGUUCAGCGUCCUGUCUCACAACAAAGUUGGGACAGGACCUUUUAGCGAGAUUAGCACUGUGCGAACCUUAGAUCCCACAGCAAGCAGAGGUCAGCUGCCCAAGCCGCCUUCCUCGCUGUCAGCUAGUUUGGGCUCGGCAGGUGUUGUUCUGCACUGGGCCGCUCCGCUGGAGCAACCUGCACCCAUCACGGGGUUCGUUCUUCAGUUCCGUGUCAAGCAAGAGGAUUGGAUCAAUUUGGAUGAAGAUAUAAGUGCCAACAGGAGUGAGAUCAUUGUUGUGGGGCUGCACAAGGACUGCGUAUAUGAGCUGAGGCUGCUAACUCGCCGUGGAGAGCUACUGAGCGAGCCCGGUCCAUCACUCAAUGUCUCCACCAUGGGAAUGGAGAUGUACACCUCUUCAUCUCGACUGCUGGAGUCUCCAGAACCGUUACUGGCUGGCGUUCUUGGUGGAGUUGGUUUUAUGUGUUUGGCGCUGGUCUUGCUCUUGGGGUUCGCCUACCUCAUCAAGCACAGGAGGAAUUUACGAAGCCAAAAGACUCAGAAAGAACCCCCACCUGCCAUCUAUAAGUGCUCCCCAUCAAUAAAGAUUUCAGGCUCCGGCAGUACAGACAGUGUGUUGAAGAAAAGCCUACUUCCAGCCAAUAUCUUCCAUCCCACCACUUCCUCUACCAUCUCAUCAUCCUCCAAGACAGAUUGUUCCUCCUUCACCCACGACAAUAAGCAGCAGCUCCUCUCAAAGCGCAGAAGAAGCCUCAAUCAAUUCCAGGGUCUAAAAUCAUGCCCCGUUUUUCCUUCUGUUGAGUUGAUAACCAGAAGUCCAGAUGGGCACUUUGUAAUGACCCCGUACGACACACAAAAUGUUAAAAAAUCUGCGUCAUUACGCUCAGAGGAGCAAGACGGUAAAAAUCCACCGUUUGUUCUUUCUGUGGAUCUUCUACCACGCAAACAAUCGGAAUCUAAUGCAUCGAGCCAAACCUGUGACCACACCCGGCAUCUGGAUGGAGAUAUUUUCGAUCAUUCGGGGAAUUACGACGGCUUUCCCGACUUGAACAGUCUGUGCUCCAACAGUAGCCGAUCCAGUAUUUCCCUUCACAAAAAAGUAAUAUCUCCCACAUUUCCAGUCCUGCCGCAUUUACGGUCGAGCCUCGGCCAUUACCAGCCUUCGACGACAGCCAGCACCCUGGUUCUCCAAAUGGAACACGAGCGAGAGAGAGGAAACCUGACUCACUGCCUGAAAUUAGCUAAGGAGAGGGAAGAGCUGGCGAGGGAACUCCAGAAAUACAAAGUGUACAAAGAAGAAAUAAUAAGAGAGACGCCGGUGCCUGAGAAGAGAGAGAUUGGCAGUAACAAGCUUUUUCACAGCUACAAGAGACAUACCUUGCCAUGCAGCCACCGACAGAGCUACGGGGACAGCUUUGGUCUGUCGCCAAGUCCUUACUUCUCAUCUUCUGUCCACUGGAAUGAUUUUUCUCCGAUGAACACAGACAGAACCUUUUUCAGUCCUUCCACUCCUCCAAAUUCCUUUUUAUAUGCUGGUAAGCAACAUCCUACUCCAUCCUUAACCGGCGAGCGAGCAGACCAUUCUUUCAAUAACAGAUUAACACCCCCACAUGCCUCCCCGACAAUGAGACACAAACGGGUACAGGAAACACCACAGGGCGAUCAUGAUGUACCGCAAUCCAUAUUCUCGGAAACAAAUGUACCUUCCUCCGAGACACCGAGACAAACCAAUCCACCGUUUCAUCAAAAAUAUAGCCGAAGAUCCAAUUUGAUUCUGGAUGCAGGGCCAGAUGCGGAGGAAGACUUCCCCGAGCCCAUUAAGCAGAAUGUUGGUAUUGAGAUGAGUGUGGAUGAGCCGGCGCUUGAAACAUGUGUCACGAAAAAGCCAAAGCUACACCACAGAAUCGCCUCUCAUGUACCAGAAGGAUCCUCUCGCCCAAGUGGCGACGAAGAAAUGAGAAGGAGCGUGAGUUUUUACUACCAAGAUAAAUCUUCAGGGCCGCAACUGCGCAGAGCUGUGAGCCAAGGUUCAACACUAUGCGAUUCCAAGCAGAAAAGGCACAGCCGCUACACGAGAAGAUACGAGGACACGGAUUUUCUCACCCCUGAUGCGUGGAUAGACUCUUUAAGCAAAGAAAAACACACUCAUUCCUCAGACUCUUUGCAUGCAGAUAAUCAAAGUUCGCCCAGCAACAAUAUCUCCAAAUAUUCUCCAAAUGUUCCCAUUACUAGCCAAACUACCGACUAUUCACCCGUUAGCAAUCCGUUAAGGUCUCUUAGUAACCGCAAAACAACUGCUUCUGUCUUACCCAAUCCUCCGAAAUGGCCAGAUCAAUACCAGGACGUCAUCCAAAACACAACGAGUUACCCAAAGUCUACGAUUGACUUUUCUCGAAACUUUGUACUUCAUGACAACAAGCCCCCAAACAAUCUAGCCACGCUGCAAAUGGAGGCCGAAUCCUACGAAGAAGUGCCGGAUUGCGGAGGCAGCUACAGUAGUUUUGCAAGCAGUGGCCGAGGAAGCAUGGAACCUGCAAAUGGACGCUUGUCUUUCAGUCAUUUCUCCACAAACAACACCAGCUCACCUGAAACUGUCCAGGAGGCCGGCCAGGCUAACACACCGAAUGCGUACGGUCAUCAAAUUGCAAAAAAUCAAAGGAGAAAGCCCUCUGUUGAUGAGAACUAUGAGUGGGAUGAGGCUGAUACAUGUUCACAGUCAGGAGAGCAUCACGGCCUGGUGACGCCAUUGAACCGACGGAACGCCGCGGCACUUUGUAGCCCUCGCAGCAUGAAGUUUUCAACAGAGCCACAGACAAACUUCAGUCAGAGCUCUUCCCUGAAGGGGCAUCAAAGCAGCCGCUGUGCGUUGCGUGAACCUGACACUGUGCUUUUCUGAAAAUCCCAGACGAUGACUCCGUCGCUGUUGCCAGUCAAUUAUUGAUUGCAGCAAGCGACAAGCACGUGAAGCUUCUGGUGUUAUUAUUAUUUUUCUUUUCAAUGUUGUUUUAGUUUGGGACCGGGUACUUCUUGUUUGGUUGUGUCUAAAAUCAAUCUGGCGGUCUAACAAUUUCUAAAGAGUUUACUUAUUGCAUAAUGCCAAUCCAAACAUUUCAAUCAUGAGGUUUGCUGAAUUGGUCCACUCCAUAGUUCCAAUUGCUUCUUUUCAAAUGGCACAAUUCUGAGAUGAAUAUUUUUUUUGUUUUACUCUUCACGUUAGUUAACCAAAUAAAUAAAGACAGAGUGGCAUGCUGUAGAAAAGCAUUGUUUGGUACGCCUGCUAUAAUUGAAAUUCACAACAGAUGCGUUCACUGCAAAUCAAUGUUUCCUCCCCCCCGUGGACUGCUUUCAUUUUCUGCUCUUCACAUUUUACAAAGUCCAUAAAAGACAAAACCACAUGUGGUACUCAGGGGAUUUGUAGUCAGCGCUACUUUAGUUUAUAAUCCAAACACAGUGUCCAAAACACAAAACAAAGAAAAAUGUGUUUUCCCCCUUGAAUACCAAGUGAACAUUAGCUUCCAUUUUUUCUUUUCCUGCUUGUGUGCAGUCGCAAUUUUUUUCAAAAUAUCUACUAUGAAAUCCUUUUUUUUUUUUUGCAGCAUUUUUUUUUUUUCCAGGUUUGACUGUAUGCGCUCCUCCACCUCGUUUUCUCACAUUGUUUUCCGUUUACAUCUCAAGCUAAGUCUUUUGUCAGCAGUUGAUUUCAUUGAGUGAUAAAAUACUUGUCUUCCAUUUGAACAAGCGCCCGGUCCUACUAAUUCUAUUCGAGCCACGGUGGAAAACGAUGUGAGGUCGUGUCACAGUCGUCCGUUUUAAUCUUCUGCAAUUCCAUUUAUUUACUCUUUUAUAGCACUUGAGCAACGAUCGGGCGGGAAGAGCAUAUUUCUUGUCAUAUUUCUUCUGUCUGGCUGUGAAUGCUCACAGUGGGAGUGCAGCCCAUAUGGCUGGAUUCCCGCAAGUGUUUUGUUGCUCUUUAGUGGCAUAAAGGUAGCACAAAUUGACAAGCAAAGUUGCAAGUACAAUGCAACUUGUCAAUACAAAUUUAUUUAUGUUUUUAAAUCCAACAAGACUUUCUUUUGAAACUUUUUUUUGUACUUUGGUGGUAACGUUUAUGACCAAAACAUUCAAAUAUUGUCUUAAUGCUACUUUGCAAUAUUUGUUAUUAGGGAGUUAAUGCAAAAUGUGUUUCAUAACAUCACUGUCAAAUAUCCUGGUAAAUUCUUAAAACUGAAGUUUUUGUUGUGUAACUGUCACACAUAUAUUUUAAAUGAAACAAUUGUGCUUUUCUUGUCAACGUGUUUUGCAUUGAAAGAAAAAACAAAUAAAAAUC
Syngnathus typhle (broad-nosed pipefish) is the source of this 6329-nucleotide messenger RNA. It is a transcript of the gene igsf9a, whose product is annotated as immunoglobulin superfamily, member 9a. The transcript is spliced from 21 exons. NCBI's taxonomy places the organism in Eukaryota, Metazoa, Chordata, Actinopteri, Syngnathiformes, Syngnathidae. The record is from RefSeq and is a predicted model, not a curated record. Gene Ontology annotation, biological process: cell-cell adhesion. Bases 261 to 4898 code for a protein of 1545 amino acids. Gene Ontology annotation, molecular function: protein binding.